AUGGGUAAUCUAUUCUCUUCUGGCAAUGAAGGUGGUAAUUCAGUUUUAUCUAAAAAUGCUGAAGCUUACGUGCAAAAUGGAAUUCCUAUUGAAGCUGUAUCAUUACGAUGUGAAGCAUUUCGACUUAUGAACGAAGCAAAAGAAGCAUCAAGACACUCUCAAUUGGAAUAUCAAUCUGGAAAUAAAUCUCAAGCAAAAUUAUUAUCAAUUAACAAGAAUAAUCUUUAUAUACGAAUGAAUGAAAAGAAUCAACAAGCAGCUGAAUUAAUUUUUAAACAUUUUAAUCAAAAUCGUUCGAAUGAAGUUAUUGAUUUACAUGGUCUCUAUGUUACUGAAGCCUUGAAAUAUGUAGAAGAUGGAUUAAAUAGAUGUCGUUUAGAAAAUCUAUCACAAUUAACAAUUAUUACAGGAAUAGGAAAUAAUUCACCAAAUAAAAUACCGAAAAUAAAACCACAAGUUGAAGAGUUUGUCCGUCGAAAUAACUUAAAAGUAACUUAUUAUGAUGGACAUAUUGUAAUUGAUUUAUCAAUCAACGAUGAAAACAAAACAAUCAAUGAUCGAAAUUCUAAUGAAUGUAUUAUUUUGUAA
Messenger RNA from Adineta steineri, 588 nucleotides. The record is from the annotation of a GenBank genome assembly. Lineage: Eukaryota; Metazoa; Rotifera; Eurotatoria; Adinetida; Adinetidae.